Fusarium keratoplasticum is the source of this 2724-nucleotide messenger RNA. RefSeq lists its product as uncharacterized. Gene Ontology annotation, molecular function: zinc ion binding; DNA-binding transcription factor activity, RNA polymerase II-specific. Gene Ontology annotation, biological process: regulation of DNA-templated transcription. The transcript has 2 exons. NCBI's taxonomy places the organism in Eukaryota, Fungi, Ascomycota, Sordariomycetes, Hypocreales, Nectriaceae. The record is from RefSeq and is a predicted model, not a curated record. The coding region runs from base 1 to 2724 and encodes 907 amino acids.
AUGAGACGCCAGAACCGCUCCUGCGACCAGUGCCGAAAGGCCAAACGGGCAUGCGACGCGCCCUCGCUUUGGGAUAUCCAACGAAAUUCAGAGAGACUUCGCAAUGGCGCCGACGGUGCCAACGGCGUCUCUCUCGCCGAGGAGCAUCUCGAUGAGAUUGAUUCACGAGCCCUACGAUGUUCUUACUGCCUUCGCACACGAAAACAAUGCACAUUCCACUGGGUUCGUGCGCAACUACAGACCGGUCCUGCCAACGCCAACGGCGAUGUCGCUGCCCAGAAUGGAGCCAAUGCCCGUCGCGUCCCCGAUCAAUCGCGCACCAAGGCCAAGCGUCAACGGCCGCGCACUCAGCAACAGCAGACGGGACCUUCUCCUACACAGGCCCCUCUGCCCACGCAGGGCCUCGACGUUAAUGCCACUGCCUUGCUAGACAUGUUACAGGCGCCGCCGACGACUCACGAUCUGACAUGUUGGGGACCUAUGGACCCCAACUUUGCCAACUUUCCAGCCUUUCCCAACACCACAUUCGAUACCAUGCCCGUGAAUAACGUCUUCGACCCGACUGCCUUCGACGCGAGCCUACACAACACGGUCCUCAACAGCCUCGAGACUCAUUCGACCCCGGCACACCCACCUCCGAUGGACCUUACGCCACCCACCGAGCUUACGAGUCAAGCCCUUCACGCCAGGCAACGUGCUACAAACGAGGAGGAGAAUGGCGAGAAUGGAUGGCCUCUGUUUCAGACUCAGUCUGUUGGCAGCGAUGUUCCUUUCCAGCCGUCUCCGUCGGUUUCCAACUCAUACGAGAGCGACGUUUCUUCUCGCUCCCUCAGCGUGCGCCACUACCCAGAAAGCAUUGCAAGGAGUUAUGGCACUUCGAUUUCGCCUUUCUCAGUAACCCACAAUAUGAUGACCAAGACGAACAACAACCUGAUUUCGGACAACUUGAUGCGGAUAUACCACGACGUUUUGGAGCAUGCAUUGUCUUGCUGGCUAUCUGAAGAGACUUGCCCUUACAAACCCAAUGCUAUCGCAAGGCCGUCGAGCAAUGGCGUUAGCUGGUUAGCCUCUCAUUUUGAGGGUCUUAGUGUCGGUCAACCAAAACAGCAAGACAACAGAAUCUACCGCCGUGUUAUUCAGCUCGACAAGCAAGCACAAGCGACGAAGCUGAUUCGACUCUCCAAAUCUGAGGAUCGUGCAGCAUCCAAGGCCCUGCACCUAGCCAUCAUGGCGUUUGCCACACAGUGGGCUCAGGGCAGUCAGCGCGAGCGAGACAGGUUCCCACAAAGUCUGAGCCAGCUGGACAGUAUGAGAUCCGAGUUUGAUGAGAUUAACGAGGAUUUCGACCGGACGCUCCAACGCACUUUCUGGGCACAGGCCAAGCGCGCCCUCCAGGACUGCUCUGAUAUGGAGUGUUUCCGCGUGGUUUGUGCGGACUUGAUAAUGGGACUGGCCCAGAAGCCAAUGGAAGAUGAGGAUCUUAACGACAAGACUUACAGCAUGAGCAACUUUGGUGGCGAAAGCCCCAUUGCCUCGGGUGAAGGGUCAAUCGCUUCCCAACUGAGCGAGAUUAUUGCUCAGGAAGGUCCGCCAGUAUUUAUGGAGCGAGCGGCCCGGAAGAUGCAUGCGCUCAAGUUUCAGUAUGAGGCUCGGGAGACGGGGGUGCUUGACGCGUCCAAGAGCUCGCUUGGCCUGGAAAAGGCUACCUCGGCUGAAUCGUUGAGUGAGGAAGACAGAGGUACCAUUGGUCUUGUCUACUGGAUGACUGUCAUGUUUGACACUGUCUCUUCGUCGAUGAACGGCCGGCCCGUGGUUGUAUCGGAUGAGGAGUGCCACCAUGACCCAACCUAUCCGGAUCACCCAGAGCAUGAGUCCUACAAUAUCGAGUACCGACCACAGGACGCCAGGUGGUGGGCGGAGCUUUUUGUUCGCGACAACAAGGAGGGAGUCCUUCGCUGGCCUUGCACAUAUGAUGCUGCGGCCAAGGGCGUUGUCACGGCGGCCCCCAUCAAAGUGAUACUAUUUCGCCACGUCUCGUAUCUGCAGAACACUGUUAGGAGCAGAUACCGUGGUGAGCCGGUUGAGAAGGUCAUCUCGAAUGCUAUGGCCGUAUACAAGCAUUGGAAUGUUACGUACGGCGCCUUCUUCCGGGACCUUGUCGAACAAUACGACACGGUCCCGACACACAUCCAGAGCUGGUUUGUGUGUGUGGUUGCUCACUUCCACUGCGCCGCUCUGUUGAUGGCGGACCUGAUUGAGCUUGUUGACGAGAACAAGCUAGGCUUGGACUACUCGACACAGGUUCGCCAGUCCACCAAUGUGGUAACUUCGCUGCGAAGAGACAGCGCGUCGAUCCUGUCGGAUCUCGCCCGAGUUUCGACAUGCCCCCGGGCUGGAGAUGUUCCCGGUACCGGUGUGUCGGAUCUUCACUUUGCGGUGGUUGAGGGUUCAAUCCUGACAGAGCCCUGGACCAUGAUACUCAUACGGGCAUUUACAAAGGCAGCUAUUCUGCUUCUCACGGAGGUGGAAGAGAAUGUGAGGCACGAUCCUGGAGCCCUUGAGGCUGCUGGGCUCAUGAACUUGGUGAGGAGGUGCGAAGACUGCACCAAGGCGCUGUGGUGCCUGGGCAAAAAGUCGGACAUGGCUCGCAACAUUGCUAGUAUUCUUUCUUCGGCGUUGGGACCAUUUAUGAUGCCGUCACCCAUGGCGGCCAUUCACGUUUGA